CCUCUCCCGAGAGAAAUAGCGGAGUGGCCAGAGGGGUGGAGCACAGUUCCUGCAGAGGACCAGAGACGCGCUCCUCCUGCAGGUCUGACUUCUGCCAAAAUGAGCGGCCUGGAAGAGAGCAAAGACCUCCCUGUCGCCGAAACCCCCGGCCUCGCUCCUCCCGAAGACGCCUCGGCCCCUCCAGACGCGAGCCCGUGCCAGGGGACGGAGACCGCGGCGAAGCAAGUGAUGGCGGACACAGGUGAGAGCAGCUUGGGGACCGCCGCAGAGGGAGGCGCAGCCCGGGAACCCGUAGACUGUGGCUUCGCGCUCCGCAUCCGAGUUGCGGGGAGUCGCGUCGGUGCAGCCACCAAAGUAGCGCAGGAAGAGGCCCCGCCUCCCACCCCGGGCCGGGAAGCGGCCCCUGCCGCCGCCGCCGCCGCCGCCGCCGCCGCCGCCGCCGCGGCGGCGUCUGACAAUAGCCAGGAAAAAGGCCGUCCGCGUAGAGAGGCCCGCGGCCUUGUCGGGGAGAAAGCACUAGAAGCUUGUGGCGCAGUGGGGUUGGGGUCUCUGCUCCUGGCUGGGGUGAAGGCCAAGGAAAUGAUGAAGAGGUGCGGCGUUCUCGUGGCAGCGGAGAAGGAGGGAGGAGCAGCGGAGGUGGCGGGAGAAAAGGGGAUGCCGAAGGAAAAUAAGGCAGUAGGAGGAAAAGAGGAGGGGAAGCCCAAGGCCCCGAAGAUCAAUAACUGCAUGGACUCUCUUGAGGCCAUCGAUCUGGAGCUGUCGCAAGUGAAUGCCCAGGCUGACAGGGCCUUUCUUCAGCUGGAGCGCAAAUUCGGCCGUAUGCGAAGGCUCCACAUGCAGCGCAGAAGCUUCAUUAUCCAGAAUAUCCCAGGUUUCUGGGUCACUGCCUUUCGAAACCACCCCCAGCUGUCCCCGAUGAUCAGUGGCCAAGAUGAAGAUAUAAUGAGGUACAUGAUCAAUUUGGAGGUGGAAGAGCUCAAGCACCCGAGAUCAGGCUGCAAAUUCAAGUUCAUCUUUCAGAACAACCCCUACUUCCGAAAUGAGGGGAUUGUCAAGGAAUAUGAGCGCAGGGCGUCAGGCCGAGUGGUGUCUCUUUCCACUCCAAUCCGCUGGCACCGGGGCCAAGACCCCCAGGCUCACGUCCAUCGGAACCGGGAAGGAAACACAAUUCCCAGUUUCUUCAACUGGUUUUCAGACAACAGCCUUCUUGAAUUCGACGCGAUUGCUGACAUUAUCAGAGGAGAACUCUGGUCCAACCCCCUGCAGUACUACCUGAUGGGUGAUGGGCUCCGCAGAGGAAUGCGAGAUGCUGUACGACCUCCAGUGGAGAGUCCCAGGUCUUUCAGGUUCCAGUCUGGCUAAAUCCUGCUCCUGCCGAAGCUUCCUGCUCAAGUUACCAUACCAUCUCCUCUUGGACCCAUGCUUGGCCAUCAGCAUGCAGCUUUUCCAUCUGCUAGCUCUUCAUACUGAGUUUUGUCCUUUGAUUCUUCAACAGUCUUCUAAGUCUUCAGCAGUCAGUUGCAGCAUUGCAACUUACACGCCAGUGCUCUUUUUUUUUUCCUUCAGGGCCUUCAUACUGUUUUACAUCCAAUUACAUGUUCCAGGUGCAUGCCCCUUCCACUGCUUCUGUGCCAACACAUGAUGCUGUAGAUAAACACCAUCUUCCUUUGCGUGCAUGACUUGGGAUCCUUUCUGUGACUGAGCCUAUCAGUUUUUUCAGUGGUUAUCUACCACAGCAUCUUUGAUAGCUUGAUACAUCUUUGCAAAUAACUCACUGGGCUUCACACUUUAUGCUGGUCUUUGAGGUGCACCUGUGCAAGAUGAAGCUGCUAUAGAUGAUGCCAGCCAUCAACCCAGACUGGACAUUUCAGGCUACCAUUAACAGGAUUCCAGCUGCCUUCCUGCAACCAUGCCAUGCAUCCGUUUUUUUUGGCAGUAUCAGGUGGCUGGUAGGUGGCUACUAGGCAUGGACGAGGUAACAGAUGAGAGGUGUCUGUUAUGCCUUUGGUCACUGUGCGUCAUGACCAGAUGCUGGUGAGUAUCAAGACCUGUUAGGCUCCACCCAUACUUAUUUCAGCCUCUGAUGAGCUUUGCACAGGAAUCAUUGUCUGCCUUUCCAGAAUCAUCUGUGGUCUAAAGCUCUCAAAGGCCCAUGGGUCACACAUAAACCCAAUCAGGCAAAAUGAUUGGGCAGUCCUAUGAGACAGUGACCAAAACAAGGCUGGAAUGGGGUUUCCUUCCAGCAGUUAACUUUUCUGAAUCCUAGCCAAGAAAUCAUUCUUAGGCUAGGUAUUUCCUGCCUAACACCUUUACCUAGUUAGUAUAAAUAGACCAAGCUCCCAAGAUGGCACUGAGAAAGAAGUAUUUCUGGUCUGUGGGACCUGUUAAAUAUAUCUGAUUGUCUCUUUCUUUCCAUCUCUCCCUUUCUCCACCUCUUCCUUUCCUUUCCCUCGUGUCUCCUUUUCCUUUCCUUCCUCCAAAAGUACUCCCAUCUCUCUUCCCAUCUCUGAAGCAGUUACUCUUCACAAAUAGAAAACAAAACUGGCAAAGCAGGCUUUUAAAUUUAAUUUGCUUUGUUCUUAUGUUCAGAGGGAGAAAGUUCUAAACCCUUUGAAAGGAGACCUCUAUGGCUUAUUCUUGCUUAAUUAUAGGCUAUAAUUAAUCUUCCUUUAGGCCAUUUUGACAACACCCUUUACCCUGUCCCAUUUUCCAAAACUUGUGUUUUGAGCUUUAUUUUGAGAAACUGGGAGGAGAAUCUGAAGACCUCACAUUGUGGAGGAUCAAGACAGACCAGAGAAAAUUGUGAACUAAAGCAACAAAAUGUAAUUUAAAUCUAUGUCUGUAAAGGUGAAUUUCUUUCUUUUUUUUUUUUUUUUUUGUAAUGGUGGACCACUAAGAAAUUGACUCCAUGGCAGCAUUUUGUGGACAAUCCUGUCAUCUUUUAAAAAUUUUAUUACUACCUUGAUACCCCAGGGGAGUCCAUUCUGCUGCUAGGCCUUCUGGUUCUCAGCUUCUUAAUUUCCUUCUCUGCUUCAGUGCUAGCCAAUGAGAAAGCAGACUGCUGUCUGCAUUGCGGAGAAGCUAAGCCUCCCCACCUCUCUAGUGGGGAUGUGUAGGAGGGUGUGUUCCAAUAGGUGAAACAGCUAUGCUGCCAGGGCUGGCUUAGUUUUUGAGUUGUGUGGUGGGGAUAAAGAAUAUCUCCCUUUCUUUUUCUGAAGGUGUUGCCCUAAGCAUCCUCUGGGGUUAGGGAGGAAGGAGCAGCAAAAGGUGUUCAAUGCUGGGGAAACAAAUCCUUGAAAUGUGCUCUGGUGACCCAGGCUGGGAAAGCAGAUAGGGAAGACUAAUAUAGCAGGGUCUGAGUUGUGAGGGGUCAUCGCUGAGGCUUUCCCCAGAGAUACAGUGGUUGACAUUUAAAGGUGAUUCUUGGAGCAGUGUUUUCUUCCAGUUUUUCUCAACUCCUAGAAUUCAGUUUUUUUUUUUUUUUUGUACAUAGAAAUGCAAGUCAGGAUGUUUUCUCUAUUAUUCUAGGAAUAAUCUUUUAUGUAUAGAAGAUGAAUGGUAUAUGCUCACUUCACUGUGUUUGAGUAAAAUCCUUUUUCCAGUUUUGCUUGCUAGCAAAAUUGACUUUGACAAAUCCUCUCUUUGCCUGUAAUUGAGAAUGUGUGCAAAAUAUCAAACUUGUGUCCUUGUAAUAUGAAGCCUUCUGUGAUUAUUAAUAUAUCAGCUUGUUCUGGUCUCUCUUCAUGUAUAACUCAAUUACAGUUCUAAUUUGAACAGUCUGAUCUUUGAAGAGUCUGGAAUUUUGCAAGUUGUCACUGUGUCUUGUGAAAGUAAUCUCAAAAAGAACGUGACUGUUGUCUUGAUAUUUCUUGACCUAGUAGUCAUGUACUUGAUAUAUUGUCAUAUACUUGAUAUAUUAUGUUCUUAACCAGUGUAAGUACCUGUAGAAUUGCUGUCAAACUAAAUAAGGAUUGUUAGUACUUUUGUCUUUUAUGUGCUUGAAGGAAAAAUUAAAUUUGUCACUGCUGUAUUUGUUUUACCAAGAAAUAAAAAUAAAUAAAGUUU
Molecule: messenger RNA, 4065 nt
Organism: Sorex araneus (European shrew)
Lineage: Eukaryota; Metazoa; Chordata; Mammalia; Eulipotyphla; Soricidae
Gene: TSPYL4
Product: TSPY like 4
Exons: 1
Coding region: 100-1362 (420 amino acids)
Biological process (GO): nucleosome assembly
Cellular component (GO): chromatin; nucleus
Molecular function (GO): chromatin binding; histone binding
Source: RefSeq, a predicted model, not a curated record